GACGAGGACAUGUUGUCAUCUAAUUUUCAAAGUAAUCUUUUUUCAUUUUUUUGUCACAUAAUUCCAGUAACAGAAAUUGCAAAAAAAAAGUUUGGAUUGUUUUUUGUUACGUGAGUCUCUGAUGGGCUUUAUCAAUAACGUCAUACUAUCAAGUGAACAUUUGUUUAUUCUCUAGAGGCUGGUCGGUGUGCCGUUUACUGUUUAUUCCGCUAUUUCUGUCAUAAGUUUCUGUUCUGGGAGGAGAGUUGCUACGAUUUUAAAAAAUUGCAUCCAUUGUGCAUAUUUUUUAACGAAGCAUAGGGUCUGGCUGAAAUGUGCCUGACUUCAAUUAUUUGAUUUCAAGGAAGAUUUUGAUAUAUUUCUGGCUCAACAAUGGAGAAGACAGACGAACAUGAGGUCAUUACUUUGGACGAGACCUCGACUGCUAGUGACUCUAGCCUGGGAAAUAAUUCAAAAAGAAAGGCAGAGGAUGAUUCAGAAUGUAUUGUUGAAUCUGUCCAAGAAAGAAAACGAUUUUGUCAUGGAGAAGAAACUAACAGUCUCACUGAUUCUCCAAUCAUGACUGUAGCUUUUCAGUCUGAAGACAUCUCAAGAAAGUACAGCAAGGACAUAACUGACUUUAUCUCUCAGCUUACAAAGUCAGAAAUUGCUACAUCUGUCCAGAAGGAUGGCAAGCCAUGCCUGGAGUUCUUUGCAGACCCUGAGGAGCAGAGAGAUGCUGCAAACUCUCAGGCUGCUGGUAACCAGCAAACAGACUCUGCACCACAAUAUGAGCAGAUGUUUACAGGGGUCGUUGGUGGAAGAGGUGAAGUUAAAAAUAAAGCUGAAACAAAGCCAAAAAAUGUCUGUUUCAACUGUGAGGGCGACCAUAUGAUCGCGGAGUGCCAGCUGCCUCGUGAUGGAGCAAGAAUUGCCAAAAACCGCAGUGCACAUGUCAGCAAAAAUCCCGUCUACAGCCGCUACCACGAGGAGGCCGACCAGCGCUAUGGUCACCUGGCGCCCGGCUCCCUGAGCGACGGUCUGCGCGAGGCGCUCGGCCUGCAGGACCUGGAGCUGCCGCUGCACAUUUACCGGAUGCGCGUGCAGGGCUACCCGCCGGGCUGGCUGCGCUCGGCGCGUCUGCAGCGCUCCAACAUCUCCGUUCACCACGAGCCGGCGCCCGAGUCGGCCAAAGAAGACGGCAAACUGUCUGAAAAGGAGGAGGAGCAUUAUGACCUGACCAAGCUCAUCUCGUACCCUGGCUUCAACGUCGAUUGUCCAAAUGGCUUCCCAGUGGACCCACGGCGGCACGCCUACCCGCCCAUGUCGAGGUACUGGUCGCUGCGUGCCAUGAAGCGGCGGCUGCGGCGGGCGCCGGCCGCGCGCAGGGCCGGUCUCCAGCGCGAGCAGCCGGCCGACCUGCCCUCUAGUGUCAGAGAGAAGCCGACCACCAACGGCGAGGGUCCGGAGCCGACUGACGCGGCGGCGGGGACCACUGGUAACGGAGACAGGGAGGGCUCUCCCUCUCUGGAGACGCUGGAGGAGCAGCGGCGCGCGCUGCUCGACUCGCUGGAGACGCCGGCCGCCGACGGAGAAGAGGGAGAGCUGGAUGACGACGAGGAGGAGGUGGAGGAGAUGGAGGAGCAGGAGCAGGUGUCUGAGCUGGUGCACGCGCCGCCGGCCGCCUGCUCGACGCCGCAGGCGCCAGUACUAACCCCAGGCGCGUCCCGGCGCCGCGAGCUCGGCACCCCGGUGGCCGCCGCCAGCCCGCACAUCGUCUACGACGCCGAGAAAUGGUCGGCCGGCAUCACCGAGCAUAUUCCGUACGAGAACCUGCCGGGCGCCACCGGCGCCUGGGACCGCAUGAGCUCCCUGAUGAAGAAGGUGCGCGACCAUCUGACCGGUAAGAAGUAGGGUCUCGGUGGGUGGCGGUCAGCGGCGGUGACGUAUCUGACCGGAAGAUGGUCGGGACGGGGUCAGUCCGCAGCGCCACCGCCGCGGGGGUUACAGACGAGUCGGCAAAAAGAGCGACUGAGGGGACCGCAGUGACCAGCUGCGGUUGAGGUCGCACAGUUCGGAGAUCGAUGUUACCUGUUGGAUGCUUUCCGAGCAGACCUCGAUCCUAAGAGCUGUGACCAUGACCGGAUCAGAAGUGAUGGUAACUUACCGAGCAGCAGGACAUGCGGAGCGAAAUGCAUCGCUUCAGGUGCCACUGAAAGUUCAACAUAUUUUAGUACCUAAACUACAGUACAUUUAGUGUGGCUUAGCAGUGCAGUAGGCAGUUUUGCGAUUUUAUACUGGAGCGUUGCAGGAAAUUCAUUAAAUGAGCCGAGGAGAUGGUGCGAUAAUAGUUUGAGUGCGGUAGCGUGAAUGUGCUAUGCUUGAAGUGCUCGGUAGACUCCGGCCUAGCCGACACUGGUCGGCGACUGUGUUACAAAACCUCUCGCCGUCAGUAUGGUCAGGCUAAAUGAAUUAGAUGGAUGAUGUUUGUUGUUUGAGUGUUAAUGUCCAUCGCCUCACCGACUGCCGCUCACGCAAAGUUCAGAAAUUUGCCAUUGCCAUUUCCACUUUUAUUGCAGCCGAGGUCAAUAAAAUAUCGCUGAGCCCACCA
This is a messenger RNA of Amphibalanus amphitrite, 2590 nucleotides long. RefSeq names its product zinc finger CCHC domain-containing protein 8 homolog. The coding region runs from base 373 to 1893 and encodes 506 amino acids. The transcript is spliced from 8 exons. The record is from RefSeq and is a predicted model, not a curated record. Gene Ontology annotation, molecular function: RNA binding. Gene Ontology annotation, cellular component: catalytic step 2 spliceosome. NCBI's taxonomy places the organism in Eukaryota, Metazoa, Arthropoda, Thecostraca, Balanomorpha, Balanidae.